Molecule: messenger RNA, 975 nt
Organism: Sturnus vulgaris (Common starling)
Lineage: Eukaryota; Metazoa; Chordata; Aves; Passeriformes; Sturnidae
Gene: NEIL2
Product: nei like DNA glycosylase 2
Biological process (GO): base-excision repair
Cellular component (GO): nucleus
Molecular function (GO): DNA N-glycosylase activity; DNA-(apurinic or apyrimidinic site) endonuclease activity; damaged DNA binding
Source: RefSeq, a predicted model, not a curated record
AUGCCAGAGGGCCCAUCAGUGAGGAAGUUCCAGCUGCUGACCUCCCCUUUUGUGGGACAAGUGGUGGUCAAGGUGGGGGGAAGCAGCCAGAAGCUCAAUGUCAAUGACCUGAAUGCCCUGAAGCUCCAGGACUCCCAGGUUCACGGCAAGAACUUGUACCUGGCAUUUGUGGCAGCUGAAGGUCCCUUAGGAGCAACUGCAGACGAGACAGUGCUGCAAAGAGAGGCUGCUUGUGGGGCACACUGUCCUCCCCGAGGACAGGUUGGUGCACUACAUCCCCAUUCCCAGGAUGAGGAGCUGCAGGAACCCCAGCACUCAAGAUCUGAAGCCCCAGAGGCAGCAGAGGGCCGGGGCAAUUGGCUGCGCAUCCACUUUGGCAUGUUCGGCAGCGUCCGGGCAAACGAGUUCUCGAGGGCAAACAAAGCCAAUAAAAGGGGGGACUGGAAGGAUCCUGUGCCCAGGUUGGUUCUGCACUUUGAGAGUGGAGGAUUCCUUGUUUUCUACAACUGCCGGAUGCUCUGGUGCUGCUCUCCGAGUGCUGACCCUGCUUCUGACAUCCUGUCUGUGCAAUUCCACCGUGGCCGGGCCCUGCGUGCCCUCUGUGCACCCGAACCCAUCUGCUACACCCUCCUAGACCAAAAGUAUUUUUCAGGGCUGGGGAACAUCAUUAAGAACGAGAUCUUGUACCUGGCCAGGAUCCACCCAUUAACACCAGGCUCCCUCUUGGCUGUCUCAGAUCUGGAGCAUCUGCUGGACUGUGCUGUUCAGUUCAGCUCUGAGUGGCUGCACAACAAACUGCGUGGCCAAGGGCUGCACCCCCAGGUGUACCAGAAGGAGCAGUGUCCCCUGGGGCAUCCCCUGAUGAAGGACACUUUUGGACCCUCGGGUGGCUUCAAGAGACUGACGUGGUGGUGCCCUCAGUGCCAGCCUGCGGUGCUGCCAGGGGAUGGGGACCCUUCCCCAGUCACUGAGUGA